This is a messenger RNA of Plasmodium adleri (nom. inval.), 1368 nucleotides long. RefSeq names its product SPRY domain, putative. The coding region runs from base 1 to 1368 and encodes 455 amino acids. Lineage: Eukaryota; Apicomplexa; Aconoidasida; Haemosporida; Plasmodiidae. Gene Ontology annotation, cellular component: Set1C/COMPASS complex. The record is from RefSeq and is a predicted model, not a curated record. Gene Ontology annotation, molecular function: transcription cis-regulatory region binding; protein binding. The transcript has a single exon.
AUGGCCUCAACUGAAAAAAAAAUUUCCAAAGAAGACAUAAGUAAUGAGGAAGGGAAUGAAAAAGAGGAAAAGAAAUCAAACAAUAAGGAUUUAUUAGAAAAUAAUUCAGAGAAGUCCUGUUCUGGUAUACAGAAAACUAUUAGGUUAUUGAACUUAUUUAGUAAUAGUGAAAAGAAAAGGAAAAUUGAUAUUAGUACUGAAGAAUGUACUGAUAAAAUAUUAGAAAAACAAAAUACUUUAAGUUCAAAAGAUAAAGAUCAAAAUUCUUUUAAUUAUAUGAAUAAUGAAUAUAUGAUUGAAAAAGGAAAUGUAAAAUUAUGUGAGGAUCAGAGAGAAGGUACACAUACUCGUAUGAGUCAUUUGGGGAAUGAGGGAUCUUACAAUAAAACUGUUUCUACUUUUGAAAAGAAUGAAACUAAUGAUGAGAAAAAGAAUGAUAUAAAAAUGAACGAUAUAAAAAAUGGCGACAUAAAAAAUAAUGAUAUAAAUAAUGACGAUAUAAAAAAUGGCGACAUAAAAAAUAAUGAUAGAAUAUCAUUAUAUGGGAAAUCAAAGAAAGGAGAAGAAAAAAAUAGAUAUAGUAAAGAAAAAACAAGUAUCCAUGUACAUGCAGAAGUAGAAAAAAAAGAUAAUAUAAAACAUUUUUUUGAUUACACCAAAUAUCGAAAUAAAUGUAAUGUAACAUUUUCAAUGAAAUAUAAAGAUAGUUCUGUAAGUCUAAGUAAUGACAAGUUAACUUGUUAUGGUGAUAAAGGAUGGUCAAGUGUGUUUGUAAAUAAUGGUGCAGACAUUGGAAAAUGGUAUUAUGAAAUAAAAAUUGAAGAACCUGUACAGAAUUUCAACUUUUUAGGUUAUAAAGAUAAAAUUAUAAAAGUCAAUCCAUAUAUAAGAGUUGGUUUUGCUUGUAGAUAUAUGAGAUAUGAUUAUCCUAUAGGUACAGAUAAAUAUAGUUAUUGUGUUAAUAGUAAAAAUGGAAAAAUAUUUAAUAAUUCUAUUAGUUAUGAUUGUAUGGAACCUUUUAAUGUAGGUGAUAUUAUUGGUUGUUAUUUAAAUUUAAAAAAUAAAAAUUCAUAUAAUUUUGAUCCAAGAUUAGAUAAAAAGUUAUAUGAACAUUUACAAAAUGGAAUAUUAUGUGAUCCAAAAAAUCCACCUCUCUUAAAAAAAAAUGAAGGUUCAACAAUAUUUUUUUCUUUAAACGGGCAAAUAAAAAAAACAUCCUUUAUGGAUAUUUAUGAAGGAUUUUAUCAUCCUUCUGUAAGUUUAUAUAUGGGAGCAUCAGCUAAAAUUAACUUAGGCCCUAAUUUUACAUAUAACCAUUUGCAGGAUUAUGUCCCAUGUGUAUAUAUGGAGCCUCCCAUCGUAUUAUAA